Molecule: messenger RNA, 3420 nt
Organism: Acipenser ruthenus (sterlet)
Lineage: Eukaryota; Metazoa; Chordata; Actinopteri; Acipenseriformes; Acipenseridae
Product: Golgi-associated kinase 1A-like
Exons: 5
Coding region: 404-2230 (608 amino acids)
Cellular component (GO): Golgi apparatus
Source: RefSeq, a predicted model, not a curated record
AAGCCAAAAGCACUGUUGUGGUGUGGCAUUUGGAAGAAAGCACGCGAACGUCGAAAUCAACCUCGCUGAGGCUAAACCCAGCUACAGCAGGAUUAGUUCAUUAAUAAUGCAUGCGUUGUCUUGACAAGUUCAGCAUGGGUUAAGAAAGGCGGAGUUAGCAAAUCGUGAAGAAAUGCCAAUGCAACAUUUUAUAUUCAGUGAAUGGACACGAGGUCCCUGUAAUAAAUAGACUAAAAAGACAGAAAUGUAUUUAGUGGAGGAACUAAGUGGUGGUGGAGAUGCGGAAUAAACGAUUUAGACAGUGAUGCCUAGUACGCGGCGUCUGCGGAACGAACUACAGUAUUUUGCUUAUCUUUGAAAGUUGCUUGAACUACAAUAUCACAUCUUUCUGCAGUGAAUCGAAAUGACCGCAACACUGUGUUUGAAGAUGCGUUGCAAGAGGAGACCUGUGAUUGCUGUCAGCUUCCUCUUUGCUCUGUCUGUGAUGAUGAUAAAUAGCUUUCCGUCCUUUCCUCCUGCCUACUACAGUCUGCAGGAGUUGGAGCCACGUGAAGACUCCAUCAGGCGCAUGGGAAACGAGAGGAAACGAGCUGUCAUCACUCCCAUCCAUGGAGACUGGACACUUGGAAUGAGGGAAGAGCCGAUAAAGUACUUUAUUGACGAGAAACUGGAGCACAAGCCAAAGAAUGACCAGAGGGCUCACCCCAGAGGGCUUUUGAGGAACACCUCAAAAACUACCUCAAAAGCAAAAAGGAAAACUCAGGUAUAUACUUCAAAGGCCAGAGAAGAAAGGCAUCUCCAUCUAUCUGCACUGGAUGCAGGGGGCAUACCCAGUAACCGCCAAUUACAAAGGAAGGAAGGUGACAAGAAGGACAUAGUGUCCAUUCAGAUGCCUCCAAUUGGUGGGGGCUUGCAAAGUUCACUGAAGCUUAAACUAAUAUUCACUGCAAAGAACCAAACUAACAUUGGAGAGCCGUUACAGAGCAAAUACAAACCAGAUGCGCAGGGCAUCACUGGUGGUGCAAAGAGGUUUGUAGUCCCUCUGGCAGCUGGAGCAAAGCUGCCUGCUAAAGAUAUUAGAAAACAUGAAAGAGAACCCAGACCUUCAACAUCUUUGGAUAGGAAGAGGCUCCCUUUGCUAGGUCAGUGGAAGGACGGAUCCAGAGCUGCAUCAGAGGCUGCUAGACAGACAAAGUUUGCUUUGUGUGGAAAGCUUGCAGAAGACCAGUUCCCACAAGAUCUGAAAGGGAGUGUCAGGUUUGGAGAACAGCCACCACCGUGGUUCAGUCCAGAAGAUGUAAGAAAGAUGAAGCUACUUGCAGAUGGUGUGGUUAUCAGUAAAGCAAGGGUGCCAUCCCAUGGACAAGUAAUGAAGGUGGGCCUUAGCCGGAGCACUUCCCCUGAGCCUGAAGACCUAGAACGCCGCUGCCAGGAUGGCCUCUGUGCUCUGAUCAAGCGUCCAGAGGACUGGUUUGAAGUCUUCGCCUUCCACUUGGACAGAGUUCUGGGGCUGAACAGGAGCCUGCCAUCCGUGACAAGGAAAUUCCACAGCGAAAUUCUCCCAUACAAGUUUACGAGAGGUCCAGCCAGGCCCAUGGUCUGGUGGGACCCGGACAUUCAGCAUUUAUCCGAUGAUAAUAGUGACCAGAACUCCUUCCCGCUCACUUGGCUGCAGUAUCAAGCUGUGCUCAAGCAGAGGUGUGGUGUGAAAGAGUCUUCCCUGGAGUCUUCAGUACCUUGUGUGGGUGUCCGACACUCCGAGUGGGGCAAGCUUGCCUUCUUUGAUUUCCUGCUGCAGGUCAAUGAUCGUCUAGACCGCUACUGCUGUGGAUUCAAGCCUGACCCCUCCGAAUCCUGUGUAGAGGAAAUGCUCCACGAAAAGUGUAGAAACCCAAAAGGACAAGUACUGGUGCACAUUUUGGUUAGGAAGGAGGACCCCACACGACUGGUGUUCAUUGACAAUGCUGGCAGGCCUCACCAUCCUGAAGACAACCUCAACUUCAGGCUGUUGGAAGGUAUUGAUGAGGUUCCUGAGACUGCCGUAUCUGUUCUCAAGUCAGGGUGCCUACAGAUCAUGCUUCUACGGUCCCUGUACACAGACAGGGAAUUCUGGGAGAACCAGGGCAGACUUCCAGGGUUGAAACAACUUAUUCACAACAUAGAGAGAAGAGGGAAGAUUCUGCUCCAGUACAUUCAGGAUAAAAAGUUAAAACUCCACAGAGACAAUUAGAAAGUACUGGGUGGUAAAAGCAGGUGAUGAAGGAUACAGGUUUUACUGUAUCAAACCAAACGUGUCUUUAGUUUGGUUCAACAGGGUCAUUUAUCACAAAACAAUCUGUCCAAAUGACUACAGUUUUGCAGGUUAUUACUUUUUAAUUUCACUUGACAAAUGCAUAUUUAAAAAUUGCUGACUGUUUUUUAAUUGAAAACAAAAAUGUUAAUGGAUGAAAAGUCAGUGGAGUGCACCCAAAUAGCUUAUUGUGGUCUUGCUUCCAGUCAAGGAUCAAAUGAGAAAGUGCAGGGACUCAUACCUCACUGUUGUAGGACGUAUCGUAAUAGCAGUUGUUAGUGGUUCUCACUUAGUAUUUUCUACCAGUAUCACUAUUUGAACCACACAAGUCUUAUCUUUGAGGCUGUAUAUGUAACACAGACUGCAAAUAAACGAAAAGGUAAUUUAAGAAAAUAAACAUCUGUGUAAGUAUUCCUAAUUUUGACAUGUUGUUUAACUUGUUGUAUGUGUAUUGGUAGUUGACUGUAGUGUGAGCCCUGAAGCUGGUCUGGGUUAAAAGAUUUAAAGAGAUGCAGUUUGCACUGUAUAACCUUAGUACUCAUUUCAGGCCAAAUGUGUUUAUUAUGAUGCCACACUGGCUAAUUAAUUCCUGCUGGAAGGGAAAAAGAAACUUAAUUAGAAUUGCUGCUUCUAUCCCUAAAAAGCAGAACAUACAAAUGUGCAGUGCAUGUACAUACACCAGUGGUGUGUGUGUAUUUUAAGGACUUUUGCUGGCUUUUCAACCAGCACAAAAAGGUUACACCACAGUGAGAAUGUUAAAUAACAGACUUCCAGUUUCUAAGAUCAUGUUAUUGUAGGUGGAAUGGCCUGUUUUUUAUUGUGUAGGUUUGUUGUAGCAAACUAAGAUUACAAUUUUGUACUUCUUCCACCAAAUAUAUAUUAAUAGCUUUCUCAUAUCUCAUACAUGUUCGACUGCCCUAUUAACAUUUUAUGAUAUUUUUAAAUGUAAUGUAAUGCAUUUGAAAAAAAGUACUAACAUGACAACAUCCUUAUGACUGGUUCAUAUUUGGGAAGCAUAUCUUAAAUGGCUUGUAAAUUGUGUCUAUUACUAUGUAAUGUCCAUUUCGCUAAAAACUUUUUUUUUGUAAUAUUUGUAUCAAUUUGAAAUAAAUAAAUAAUAACAUGGCAAA